AUGGAGGCGUUCGGCACGUCGACCGGAGAGGCGGAAAUGUUGGAUCCGCAGCAACGUCUGCUGAUGAUUCAGGCGUACGGUCUGCUCGCGGGCGUUUCGUCGGACAUCGCGCUAGACCGUGCUGGUACGUACAUCGGGAUCGCAAGCGCGGAGUAUAACGGGUUCACUGCUCGCGCCUUUGGUCGCCUGGGUCCAUUCAACGCGACGGGAGGUGCGCUGAGCGUUGCCAGCGGUCGGCUGGCGUACCGGUUCGGACUGCGGGGCCCGUGCAUGAGCGUCGAUACGGCGUGCUCGUCCUCGCUUGUGGCUGCGCAUCUCGCGUGGGCGGCACACCAGUCGGGAGCGGUGCAGGCUGCUCUUGCUGGUGGCGUGGGGCUCUUCCGCUCCCCCGACUCGACUGCGAUGUUCGUCAAGGCGGGAAUGAUCGCCGCUGAUGGGCGCUGCAAGACGCUGGACUCGCGUGCCGACGGGUACGUCCGCGCCGAGGGCUGCGGUCUCACUCUCCUUGUGCGCUUGCACGAGGAACCUGGACGAAACGCGGACCUCGCCGCCGUGGCGAUCGUCCGCGGCGCCGCAGUCAACCAGGACGGCCGUUCGUCGUCCUUGACGGCGCCGAACGGGCCCUCGCAGCGGGCCUGCAUCGAGGAGGCGAUGCACUCGCAGCCGGACGCGGUGCUGGGCCCGAGUGCCGUGGGAGCCGUGCAUCUUCACGGCACAGGCACCAGUCUCGGCGACCCGAUCGAGUUCGGCGCGCUGCACCACGCAGUCGCGGCCUGCGACAGCGAUGCUCCGCUGUCCAUCGCAGCGUCAAAGAGCUGGCUCGGGCAUGGGGAGGCAGCCUCUGGGGUCCUCGGGAUCUGCUUCAUGACGCAGCAGACGGGCUCGGUGGCGGUGCCCCCGGUCAUGCAUCUCAGGAGUUUGAACGAGCACGUGCAGCAGGUGUGCAGCGCGGGCCGCAAGUUGUUGCUGCCGCGGCAGGCAGGUGGGCUGCAGCCCGCGACAGCCUCUGGGAUCGUGUGGGGGACGUCGGCGUUCGCUUUCCAGGGGACGAAUGCGCACCUGAUCGCGCAGAGCGUCACAGCUGACGCGCCGACCCUGGACGCCGACUGGGCGCUGACUCGUGUCGACUUGGCAGUGCCCGUUCAGCCGCUGAUGGGCCCCGUGUCGACGUCUCGAUCGCAAAUCACCUUCACCGUCGACUUUUCGAAGCCGAGGGCCGCAGCUACGAUGGAUUUCGGGCGCGCGGUGUCUCUGGGCGCCUUUGCUGAGGUUUGCUUCAACGCGGUGUCAGCCUUGCGCCACAGCGGAGGCAAGGCGCCACAAGAUCACGUGGUUCGCCAGGCCGUCGCUGGCGAGCUCCUGACAUUCGGAAAGGGACUUGCUGCGACCAGCGUCGAGCUUUCGCUGUCUCUCGGAGACAACGUGCUGCAGUUGAAUUCCGUGGACACGUGCAGUCGUCGGCGGACUCAUUUCGCGGCGCUUGCAUCCUGGGCGCCUGAUGCUUCCUCGGGCAGCUUGACGGGAUCUGUCGCGUCGCUGGUGUCCCCUCGAGGUGCACUGUUCAUGAGCCACAUCUCGGCAUCCCCCUCGAACGCCGCCCACGCAACUCUGAACGAAGCUGGCGACAUCCUUGCGACGUCGCCGAGAGCUCUGAUCGACGGCACGGCCCAGCUCGUGCAGCUCGUGCUACCAGCGAGCGACACGCUGCACAUCAGGAGCCCAACAAGCAUCGACGCAAUCGCUGCCCCCGCCGACACCCCGAGUCUGUCUUCGAUCGGACCUGCGCGCUCGAAUUCGCGCGCUACUCGCACGAGCAACGUGAGCGUGUGUCAGUCGGCGACGGGGCAGUGGAGUUCAGCGACGUCAGGAUGCUUCGUGGACGGCCUGGUGGUUGGAACGCAGACUGCGAGUGAUGCUGGCGCGCUUGUGGGUGCUAGAUCCAUGCUGUUCGCAGACGCCUUGGGCGGUGCUUCGUCGCAGGCACCUCCGGGCGCACCCAGCUUGCAGCGGCACGACGUCUUUGUUGCCGUUGCGCAGAUCGUUGAUGAGGUCGUGGGAGCGCACGUCGCGGUCGAUCGUCCGAUGAUGGACGCCGGCCUGGACUCCCUCGGCGCGGUCGAGGUGCACGCGAAGCUGCAGACAGAACUCAACGUCGACUUGCCGCAGACGAUUGUCUUCGACUAUCCGACCGUGUCCGAGCUCGCCAAGCACUUGAGCCAGAUGAUGGGGCAGGCGGGAGGCCAGUCCGUGGCUCAAGUAACCGCGAGGAGGCUCAUCGGGGACCCACGAAGCCGCAGCGCGCGCUUCGUGGCCCUAAAGGGGUUCUCGCGUCGCAUGCAGGAGAUCAACGUCCCCGGGACCGGCCGAGACUUGGCCUCCCGCGUACCCCAAUCUCGCUGGGACGUCGAACAACAGAUCGACCCACCGCGCAGGGGGGUCGUUGUGGGCCAGCAGCCGGCCAGGGCCCUGGCGGGGCAGUUUGGUGUCUUCAUGCCCGACGUCCACGCGUUCGACGCAGAAGCAUUCGGGAUUUCGCGGCUGGAGGCGACGCUCAUGGACCCGCAGCAGCGGCUCGUGUUGGCUGCGGCCCACGAGGCGUUCGUGCAGCGCACUCGUGCGUCAACUGACGUCAGCACAUCAGCAGGGAUCUUUGUUGGGCUCGCCGCGAAUGACUACGAGGCCUUCUGCGCAACGCAUCGGGCGCCGAAGACGGGCUACGGAUUCACGUCGUCUGCGGCGUCCGUAGCAAGCGGGCGUGUCGCGUUCUGUCUCGGUCUCGGCGGGGGCCCGGCGAUGACAGUCGACACUGCUUGCUCGAGCUCGCUCGUGACGACGCACCUCGCGUUCGAAGCGAUCGCCUCGGGGAGGACGCCCGCUGCGAUCUCGGCGGGUGUGUUGCUCGUACUUGUGCCGGAGUCAACGGCGAUGGUGCAGCGCGCCGGACUGCUGUCUUCGGACGGGCGAUGCAAGAGCCUUGACGAGUCGUGCGACGGGUACGCGCGGGGCGAGUCGUGUCUCGCAGUGCUGCUCGAGCACUUCGACCCGGACGCGCGCAGCGAGCCUCUUGGGCUACUGCGCGGCACAGCAGUCAACGCCAACACCGCUGCUCAGUCGUUGAUGGCGCCCCACGGGCCAUCGCAGCAGCUGCUGAUCCAGACCGCCCUCGCGGUGGCUGACGCCACGCCAGAAGACGUCAUGGCGUUGCAGAUCCACAGCAACGGAACCCCUAUCGGUGACUCGAUCGAGGUUUCUGCUGUCUGUGCGCAGCUCUUGCAGAAGGCGCGGCCGUUCCGUUUCGUCACCCAGAAGGGCUUCUACGGGCACGCCGAGGCCGGCGCAGGCGUGCAGUCGCUGCUCGAGGGUGCGCUAGGCUGGCGCACCGGGUCUCACGCGCCGCUGACGCACCUGCGGAACCUCAACCCUUUGGUGGGGAGUGCGCUGAGGGGCGCCGGGACGCUGCUCCCGCGCUGCCACGUUCCCGCCAUUCCGCUCUUGGCGAACUCGCCGGGGCAGGCCGGGAUGUUCGGGGUGAGCUCUUUCGGGGCGCAGGGCACCAACGCCCACGCCCUGUUGUCCACCGAGCAAACAGGCACGACCGAGUUGUCGCGCGCCAGCAGUGCCCCGGACUCCAGCGCGCUGUGGCAGCCGAAGUACCUCUCGGUCGCGCCCCCCGAAGUGCGGCUCCUCACGCGCGCCGCAGUCAGCGGUCGCGCAUGGGCGCGCAGGUUGGUGUAUGAGCUGCAGCCGGCCCACACGAUGGCGGCGAGGCUGUGGGACGCGCACUACGUGUGUGGCCCCUCACUUCCCGCGUCCGCACUCGCGGAGUUCGUGCUGAGCUGCGCGUCCUCCAUGGCCGCGGGCGCGUCUGUCGCGCUGAACGACGCUGUGGUUGCAGUCCCCGGAGACGCCCGGCACCGGCUGGCAGAGAGCGACUCCCACAGCGCGAUCCACGCCGUGAUCGACCCGGCGACGGGCGCCGUAGUCGUGGGCGUGGCCGGCAGGAGCGCGACAUCGGGGGCGCUGCUGCUCCAGGGGUCGUUGGGAACUCAGGAGGCCCUGAUCCACCACGUGGGACCAUCGCAGAGUCACCUGUCGCUCAUGGGCGUCAGCUGCGGCCCCGGAGGCGAAGAUGUGCACGGUUCCGACCACGCGCUGCAGUACCUGGCGCGCGCUGACUCAGGAAGUGCCGCCCCGCCGCUGGAGGCGUGUUGCCAGGCGUUGAGCGGCGCUCACCUCGAGGGACACAGUCUGGAAGGCAUCGGACUGCUCCCACGCGCAUUUGCAUCGGCGAACGGUGCGUCCGCAGCGCCAAUGUGGGUCCGUGGCGUGUGCGAGGCAGGCGGAUCGUGCUCUGGCUACGGCGCGGGGCGGAACGCAGGGGCUGCAGUGCUCAGCGCUGUCCUCGACAUCGUCGCCAUGUCCGUGCACGAAGACCCCCCGACUGACGAGUCGGCGGCUCUCAGUCGCCUGACGGGGCUCAAGUUCGAGCCCAUGGUGCCGCAGCUCGUCGACGACGACUGGUCCUCGGACUCGGAUUCCGACCGCAGCUCGGCACCCGCUGCAAGUCCGGCCGGCCGGGCUGCUGCGUCCGGCGGGGCUGUGCACGGCGGCCCCGUCCCGGAGCAGAUUCGUGCACUGGCGGCGCUGUCCUCGGGAGCGCGGCGCGAGCGCCUCGUGAGCUCCGUGCUCUCCGAGGUCUCCAACAUGCUGGGCCGCGGUGUUUCGAGCGAGGACGUCCUGCUCGUCAGCGGCGUCGACUCGCGCGCCGCCAUGGAGAUCCGCCAGGCGCUGUCAGGCACCUUCGGUCUCGAGCUCCCGACCACGCUGCUCUACGACUACCAGACGGUGGACCAGCUCGCGGACUAUCUCGACGCAACGAUCGUCCAAACGGCGGCGCAGCGCCCCGCGGCCGCGCACGUGUCGCAGACAGAUGACGCCGCGCGCAGCGGUCCUGCGCCGCGGGACGCCCCCGUCGUGUCGAACACCGCGGCGGCGCCCUCGGAGCUCCUCAAGACGCUCCGCGCCGAGCCACCCACGUGCGCUCUGUUCCUCGCGGCACCCGGCGUCGCCAACGCGCAGAGUGCGUACUUCUCCUUCAUGUCGUACCUCGGGUGGAGCUCCCAGCCCAUCAUGGUCCUCGACAAGGACGACGACCUCACCAUCGAGGAGCUCGCGAGGCAGAACGUGGCCGACAUCCUCCGGGUGCAGCCCUCCGGGCCGUACCUGCUCGGCGGCCACAGCUACGGCGGCGUUGUGAUCAUGGAGAUCGCCAUGCUCCUCGAGGCGGCCGGGAAGGAGGUCGGGCAGAUCAUCAUCUUCGACUCGCCGCGGCCGGACCAGGUCCGCGAGCGCAACCUCGAGCACGGCGUGACGGACGCUGACGUGAACGAGCUGAUUGAAAUGAUUCUCGGCGCCCUCGGGAAGGACGCGCUCGGCCUCGGCGCGGGCAUCGCGCACCCGCGCGAGAGCGCGGAGUGGAAGGAGAUGACGUACGAGCAGCGGUAUGAGUUCUUCGCUCCUAUCUGGAGGGUGAUGCGCAGCCAGGACAUGUCGGUGGAGGAGGUCCGCGAGCAGGUCGCGGACGUGGCGCUCGCGGUCAAGCGCGCCUCGCACGUGUCGGACAUGCGGCACCACACCUUUGUGCGCGGCGUGACUCACGCGCCCGUGCUGUACUUCCGCGGACACGUCCGUGGGGCGUGCGACUACAUGAACGACUCGCGCUUCGGAGACACCGCGCACGGGCUGUGCUGGCAGGACCUCGCGACCUCGGUCGAGGUGGUCGACGUGCCGGGCGACCACUUCGCGUUGCUGCGGCAGCCAGACGCCGACAUGGCCAUCAUCGUCAACCACCUCAAGGCGCGCCUGGCCGCGUUCGGCUGGCAGGAGACGCUGCUGCCGCAGAGCCACGCGGCGCAGCACGGCGCCGCCAGCUUCGGGCCCUCGGACGAGCUCACUGCUCACCUGCGCCAGAUGGGGGUUGGCGAGGAGGCCAUCGAGCGCGCCCGGAAGUUCAUGGCCGGGCACGCGGCCGGCGGGCUGCAGGGGCAGAUUGGCGAGGCAGCUGCGGACCUGUUCGGCCUCGAGGUGCUCUGUGCGCCUACGGUGCGGGCGCUCAACCAGCAGCCGGUCACGGAGACCCAUGUGCCUAUUUUUGUCGUGCACUGCAUCCUCGGCGACGUGGCCCAGGUGCUCGACCUGGCGGAUCACACGCGGCACCGGAUGUACGGCCUACUUCUGCCCAGCGUGGACGAGUUGGACCGCCACGUGGACUCGGUGGCGUUGCUGGCGCAGAUCUACGCGUCGGCCAUCCGCAGCGUGCACGAGGGGCCCUGCAUCAUGGCCGGCAUCGGGCAGGGCGGCGUGGUGGCGUACGAGAUCGCAUGCACGCUGCAAGACACAGGCACGGACGUACAGAUGCUGACGCUGUACGAGGACAGCGUGCAGCGCGAGGUGGCCGACCUCAUGGUGCACCCGUGGUACGUGUGCUACCCGGUGGUCCGGCAGGCGGGCCUGGGACUCACGGACGAAGAGUACCUCGACGCCAGCGGGGCGCGCACGGCCACGGGGCGCGAGCAGGUCGACAGGCUGAUCGACAUGUGUCCCGAGGGGACUGUGCAGGACUCCUGGACGUCCGCGAUUGUGUCGGCGAUCGACCGGUCGCAGCGCACGAGCGGCUCCGAGAGCUCCGAGGAGACGCAGCUCGUGCGCAUGAUGCUGAUCCGCAUGAUAUUCGAGUGGGCCGAGGACCCGAACGCGGACUUGAACGUCCACGGGGCUCUGCUGGAGCUGUCGCGGAUGUCGAAGUUCACGCAGUUCGGCGAAUGGCUCCGCCAGAGGUUCCCACGGCGCCGCAAGGCCAGGAUCUGGGAACAGAUGCUGUCGCUGCUGAAGCGGCUGUCGUAUAUCCGCGCGCUCACGGAGUCGCACCACCCGCAGUCGCUCUUCUACGGCCAGGUCGUGUUGAUGCACUGCGACUACGAAAGGACCAUGCGCGACUUCCUGGGCGGAUGGGCCUGCGGAAUGUUCUCGAAGAUCGCGACGCUGGUCCUGCCUGUCCACCUGCGCCCGGUCAGCGCGGGGGUGUGCGCGAUCACCAAGGCGCAGCGUCACGACGACGUGGUCGCUGCCGCCCUGCGCACAUCGCGCCUGGCCGAAGCGUCGGCUUCUGACCCCAGACGGACGGAGGACGACGUUCCCACGGGUCCAGCUCGGAGGUGGAGCUGCUGGCUCGACAUCAACUGCUCGCUGGAGCAGCUCUCCGACUCUGAGGCCAAGCCGCCUGUGCGGAAGGCGAUUGCGCCCCCCGCCCGGCAGCAGCCUGGCUCGGGGGCUCGCAGGGCGAUCGCGAUGCGGGGUCCGGCACCGCGGUGCUUCAGGAACGGAAGGCUGAUGAUCGCGCCGAACGUGCUGUGCGCGGAGCGCUACACCGUCACCGCCGUCGAGGAGAGUCAGAUCGCGCCGCUUGCGCGGAUGCCUCUGUGGCUGUUCACGAUGGGCGACCCGCGCCUGGACUACGACGCGGCGUGCAAGGUCGCGAGCAGGAUCCCGAUUCCGACGUACACCGUGUCGCCCGCCGACCCGAAGGACUUCGCGUCCUUCGCGGCCCUCGUUGAAGAGACGAGUGCUGCCAUGCUCUCCAAGCAGCCGUCCGGACCGUUCGCGCUGGCAGGCGUCGGGCCAGGAGGCUGCCAGCUCGCGUACGCCGUCGCGUGCAAGCUCGAGGAGCUGACGAGCGCCGUGACGCUGGUCCUGGCGGACGGCGCGCCCUCUGGACCCAAGGCGAGCUCCGGGACGGACCUGGAGCUGCACACCUUGUACGAGUCGCUCACCUCUCUCGGGGCGCUCAAGAUGCGCUUCGCGGACUUCCAGCGGAGCAUGCGCGGCAGGGACGUGGACGCGGUGCUCGAUUUCCUGGUCAAGCUGCGCCCGGCGACCUUCAAGCGCACGGACGGGCCGACGGGACGUGCGACGAGCGCGGCCGAGGCCUGGGACCAGCACGUACAGGGCAUGCUGAUGCGAGGCCGCGACGCGGAGAAGCUGCCGCUGGACGGUCCGCCGACGCUGCCGCGCGUAAGCGGCUUCGUCUUCCGGGGCUCCGUCGCGGCGCUGUACCCGAGGUGCGCGGGCCCGGAGGCAGCGGGGAUUCUGUGCGACAUCAGAGACCGGUGCAAGGGCCAGGUGCGGUACCGUCGGAUGCCGUGGUCGCACGGGGAGUCGUGCCGCAACGCGGAGAAGCUGAGGACGACGUCGGCGGUCAUCGAGGAGGCCGUGCUCGCGUAUCUGACGGACGGGAACUUCCAGUCGAUGGAGCCGACCGCGCAGCAGCCGCACAGUCCCGAUCUGUAG
Messenger RNA from Pedinophyceae sp. YPF-701, 8346 nucleotides. The record is from the annotation of a GenBank genome assembly. Lineage: Eukaryota; Viridiplantae; Chlorophyta; Pedinophyceae.